GGCUGGCCAAGCUCCUCUCCUCUGUGUCCUGCUCUCCACCUGGCCUCCAUGAGUUUAAUUGAGGACAAGCCAUUCCUCCCUGGAAGAUGGGAAAUGCUUCAGACACGUCUGCUGUGUUUACCUCCACCAUCUCCAAGGAGCAUGACAUCUUCAUGGGUUCAGUCUACAGCUUAUUCUGUGUACUGUCCAUCAUAGGCAACUCCACACUGCUACUUGUUGCUUAUCACAAGCGGUCAACCUUGAAACCAGCAGAGUUCUUCAUCAUCAAUCUCUCCAUCAGUGACCUUGGGAUGACACUCACUUUACUUCCACUGGCCAUACCAUCGGCGUUUUCACACAGGUGGCUGUUUGGAGAAAUCAUCUGCCAGGUGUAUGCUAUGUGUGGAGUGCUGUUUGGUCUCUGCAGCUUGACAAACCUCACAGUCCUUUCCUUAGUGUGCUGCCUUAAAGUCUGUGUCCCCAACCACGGUAACAACUUCUCCUCGUCACAUGCCCACCUCCUGGUGGCUGGAGUGUGGUGUUACGCAUCUGUGUUUGCUCUGGGGCCACUGGCACACUGGGGACAUUACAGUCUUGAGCCUUAUGGGACAGCGUGCUGCAUUGACUGGCAUGCACCCAACUAUGAGCUUUCAGCUUUGUCUUAUAUUAUCUGCCUUUUCUUCUUUUGCUAUGUAGUCCCCUGCACUAUCAUCUUCCUCUCCUACACUUUCAUUCUGCUGACCGUGCGGGGCUCACGUCAGGCCGUCCAGCAGCAUGUGUCACCACAGGCCAAGAGCACCAAUGCACACGCUCUCAUUGUCAAGCUGUCUGUAGCAGUGUGCAUAGGCUUCCUGGCUGCUUGGUCUCCAUAUGCUGUCGUGGCCAUGUGGGCUGCUUUCGGGGAUGCCACGCAAGUUCCUCCUGCUGCUUUUGCCCUUGCUGCAGUGUUUGCCAAGUCUUCUACCAUCUACAACCCUAUGGUCUACCUCCUGUGUAAGCCCAACUUUCGCGAGUGUUUAUACAGAGACACUUCGAUGUUACGACAGAUGAUCUACAGGGGCAGUCCGCAGUCCGAGCCGAAAGAACGAUUCGGAUCCACAUCACAGCGCAACAAGGACAUGAGCGUCUCCACGCGCUUUUCAAAUGGACAGCAGGAGAGCUACGGGGCGUGUCUGCACUGCACUGACAAUGCAGCUCUGUGUCAUGUGACACCCCAAAGGACUGCCUGCAUCCUGACUGGAUCCACCUACACAGAGGUGACAGUCGGCCAACUCUCAGCCAAAACACAGGCCGAGUUCCUCUAGUGGAACAGCCUGAUUCUUUCAUAAAGCAAACAAAGGACGACACGUGAUCAAAAAGACAAAGAGGUUACUGAACAAUAAAGUCUCAAUGAGACUUCACCACCUUUGCAAGGACCUUUCAUGUCAUCCUUUCUGAGUGACUCUUUCAAUGUGAAAUGAAAACAUGAUACAAAAACUUCUCAGAAGAUUUGCCACAAAAAAGUAUACUUGCAAUGUCUUGACGUCUACUUCUGUGUCAGCUCGUUUCCUGUUUCAUUUAAAUGUGCAGUAAUUUAACAGGAUUCCAAGAGAGCAGAAAAUGAGACAGCAGAACCCCCUCCAGCUUAAAGGUUAAUUAGGAAAAUGUGUACCUCAGUGUGCAUCAUGAGGAUAAACUAUGUUUAAUAUUCACCUCCACACCACCAGCGCCAACUGAGUAUAUUAUAAGAACGUAUUGUAGUCAAAAAAGAUUGUUUAGGUUUCUUUACAUUGAGGACCGUGAUACUGUACGUAAAGGGGUAUUCAACCUAAAAUGAUCAAGUAUUCACCACCUGUAGGAGUGAAUGUCUGAUCUAAUGUUUUGUCCUUGUCAAUAGUGGGAUGUACUGUAACUGAGACAUAAAAUCAAACUGGCAGCUGCAGUUUUCUGGGAUGAACAACACAACCAAAUUUCCCCACUUCGUCCAGCCUGCAGGGUCUUUGAGAGGUUUAAUGUUAGAGAGAGUGCUGUAAGCAGAAGAUCACUUCAGUCAAGAGGCCUGUACUUGCAGGGCUCCAGUGCAGCAUGUAACCUGCAGUCAUUUUCUAAACAGAGACUGUUGAACAAAAUAGUUCCACAUUAAUUUGUACAUAAGUUUAGAUGUUUAUUUCAUAAAAAGCACUGGAUGUGACUCCCUUUGGUUUACAGAAACUCCCAUUUCAGUUGUGGGGCCUCGCUUCUCUUCUUAUUUAGAUCUUAGCAAACCAAUAUUAAAGGGAACCCACGCUAUUAAGAAAACUUAAUAACCUGUCAUUUCAAAUCAUUCUAUUUAAACAGUCAACUGAUUAGGAAUCAAGGAAAAUCAGUUUCUGCAAUAAUUUACAUCAGUACAAAGAGAAAGAUUUCCAAAGUAGGCCAUGGUUAAGACUGAAGGUCCUUGAGAAUUAUUUUGCUUUACAGAGAUUUUGUCUUGCAGUUUAUUUUCUGCUAAAAAUAUGCAUUUACAUCCAUCAGUUAAAAAAGCGAUUCCUUUACAGCAACAAUGAUGUCUUUUCAUCCAUGUCAAUGCAAAAAUACAAAGAACUAUGUUAGAUUUAAUUUUAG
This is a messenger RNA of Pundamilia nyererei, 2562 nucleotides long. It is a transcript of the gene opn7d, whose product is annotated as opsin 7, group member d. The transcript has 6 exons. NCBI's taxonomy places the organism in Eukaryota, Metazoa, Chordata, Actinopteri, Cichliformes, Cichlidae. Gene Ontology annotation, biological process: G protein-coupled receptor signaling pathway; visual perception. Gene Ontology annotation, cellular component: membrane. The record is from RefSeq and is a predicted model, not a curated record. Bases 87 to 1283 code for a protein of 398 amino acids. Gene Ontology annotation, molecular function: G protein-coupled receptor activity.